GUGACUUUAUGCCGGUACAGUAAGAAAACGUGGUCAUUUGCUAUCACGUUAGCCGUCAAGUAUGCAGCGACUGGAAGUUGCAGUGUGUAUGUUUUUGUUGGUGUUUCCAGGAUCACUGCAGGCUCUGCAAGGUGAAGAAGGGCAAAAACUGCGAGUUUUGGAACGAAAGUUGUUUGAGAUGAUACAAGCUGAAUAUCCGGAAUUUUCUGAGUCGACAGGACUGACCGGAAAUGACGGGAGGGCAGAGUCCUUCACAUUCCAAGCAUUUGAAAGGCGGAAAAAUCAGAAUUUAGAGCUGUUGAACCAGAUUAAUACCAUCAACAAAAAACUACUCACUCAUAAUGAACUGCAAGAUUUAAAAAUCUUACGCAACCACGUGCAGACGUAUGUGGAAGGCUAUAGAUUCAGAGAAUGGGGAAAUUUGAAUCCUAUAAAUUUUCUUGAGGCACCUUUGAAACACCGCAAUUGGAUUUCGAAAUCUAUGACUUCAGAUCCCCAGAAAUAUCUUUCAAGACUUCGAGCCAUUCCACAACAAAUCAAAGAGCAGAUUCAACUUAUGAAGAGUGCCAUUCAACUAAACCGGACCAAUCACAUCAAUUCAAUGGAUGGUAUGCUGGAAAUGAUAUGGUCUGAAAUAUUUUACGUAUACAGACACCAAAGACAUGAAAAUUUCAAUGCCUCUUCGUCACAAAACUCCUCAAGCAGCCAGUUACUUGUUUGGAAUACAAGUACAGAGAACAUAGUGGAGACUCUUAAUAAAUUGGCAGAAUUUAUUGAUUCGGAAUACCUCCCGGCCAGUCGUAGGAAUAUAGGAGUUAGUUCCCUACCUGGUGGACUGGAGUAUUAUCAGGCCUGUCUGGACUACCACUUGGGAACUCGACUCUCACCACAGGAGAUUCACGAUCUAGGACAUAAUGAAAUCAAAAGAAUAGAAAAACUUAUGAAGAAGGUGAUGAGGCAAGUCGGAUUUACGGGGAAAAUAUCAGAAUUUGCCUGGUUCCUCAACAAAAAGAAUCUACAUGAAGACACAAAGUGGAACGUAUUCCAAAGUUACAGAAGAGCCAUUAACAGCGCCCGUGACUCGUUAUGGAGCUCAUUCCAGAGAAUUCCACUUACACCACUAAAAAUAGUUACUUAUAACAAUUCAAGGAUACCAGCAAGAGGCCAUUAUACCAAUAAUGUGUUUUAUAUAAAUGUACACUACGAAAAUAGGACAACCUCUAAUGUUCUUCCUCUGGCUUUUCACGAAGCUUAUCCGGGCCAUCAUUUUCAGGAAUGUUACAAAAGGCAGCAAACCCUCCCGUUAUAUCGCCGUCAUCUCCUCUUCCGCCGACGAUAUGCCAUACCCUUUACAUACCCAACUUAUGCAGCAUAUAGUGAGGGUUGGGCGCUGUAUGCAGAGCAGUUAGGGAUGGAGAUGGGAUUUUAUAAAACUCCUUUAGAAACGUUUCAGAAAUAUUUAUCAGAAAUCUUCAGAGCGUGUCGACUGGUUGUAGAUACGGGAAUCCACGCUUUUGGAUGGACGAAAGAAAAAGCUGUUGAUUUCAUGAGGAAAUACACAAACGCUCCGUAUGGAGAGGUAGCUCGAGAAGUGGACAGGUAUAUCACCUGGCCUGGACAAUCCUGUGCAUAUAAAGUAGGGGAACUGAAAAUUAGAGAACUUCGAUCCCGAGCAGAAAAUAUGUUGGGUAAAAAGUUUGACGUCAAAGAGUUUCACCACCAGAUACUGAAAACUGGACCUAUUAGCUUGGACAUUCUGGAGGAAAUCAUAAAUGACUGGAUAAUACAAAAAAUGUCCCCCAUUAUACCAGAUCCAAUGUUAUCUCCACAAUCAAUAUCAGGAGGGACUUCUGUAUUUAGCAAUUUUAUACUCAAAUCAUUGUUAUUGUUGCUUAUUGUUUCUUUAUGGACGAUGUUUUUAUGACCUUAGUGUAUAGUUAUUUUUUUACAAUUUACUUUCGCUCUAGUUUAGUCUGGACAGAGCCACUUUUUUGGGCGGAGUUAAAUUACCCACGGUGAGGCUAAAAUGUAGGUGAUAGAACUAAAAGAUAAAUCUAGAUCUUUUUACUUGUAUUAUAUAGAACAGAUCGAUAUAAAAUUUAGGUGAAUCAGAAAUAAAUGAUAACUGCAAGCCUUUCAUUCAUAUUUGAACACUAAAAAAAUACUCCGCCCAAUCAACUUAUAAAGUGCUCUGAAUUAAAAAACAAAAACAAAAACAAAAAACAAAAGAACUAAAGGAAAAUGUUUAUCUCUUAGAUAUAAUAUGUGCA
Messenger RNA from Saccostrea echinata, 2270 nucleotides. RefSeq lists its product as uncharacterized. NCBI's taxonomy places the organism in Eukaryota, Metazoa, Mollusca, Bivalvia, Ostreida, Ostreidae. Bases 62 to 1924 code for a protein of 620 amino acids. The transcript is spliced from 17 exons. The record is from RefSeq and is a predicted model, not a curated record.